Messenger RNA from Schistosoma rodhaini, 3507 nucleotides. Lineage: Eukaryota; Metazoa; Platyhelminthes; Trematoda; Strigeidida; Schistosomatidae. The record is from the annotation of a GenBank genome assembly.
GUUAUGACGGUACCAAUUUAAACUGCAUCGCCGACCUUGUGGGUGUUGGUAGACUAAUCGUAUUUCGGGAACGAAAUAGAAGCAUCCUUCGGACUAUUUUUACCUGAGUUAUUUUAACUUCAAUGUGGAGAAUGUUACACUUUUCAAAACCGCGCAUUGUACUCAGCAGUCUGUCUUGCAUUACACACUGUGGCCGUUACUUUAGUCCUCCCAAAUCUGAAACUCUAAAAAAGCAAUUAUUGGAACGUAUUAACACUUUUGGACCCUUAACUGUAUCUGAAUACAUGAAAGAAUGUUUAUCUAACCCAUUAUAUGGUUAUUAUAAUACACACAGUGUUUUCGGAAAAUCUGGAGAUUUCACCACUUCACCUGAAAUAUGUCAAGUCUUUGGUGAGUUAAUAGGUGUAUGGUUGCUGGAAGAAUGGAAAAGACAAAACAGCCCCAAACACUUACAACUCGUUGAACUUGGUCCAGGACGUGGCACACUUUGCUCUGAUAUACUGAGGGUUUUUUCCAAAUUCCCAGAGAUAUAUUCAACAUUAUCAAUACACUUAGUUGAAAUAAGUCAAUCAAUGCGACAGACUCAAAAGCAAACAAUAGAAAAAACUCUGUCACAUUUAAAUAAUAAACCCCCGCUUAUAUUUUGGCAUACUGACCUACAACAAGUUCCUGAAAAUUUCUCAUUUUUUAUAGGUCACGAAUUUUUUGAUGUGCUUCCAGUUCACCGUUUUCAAAAACAUGAAGGGAAAUGGCACGAAGUUUUAGUGAGCUCUAGGAUGAAUUCUAAUAGCUUAUGUUUUGUACGUUCAAGCACAAAAACUCCAGCAUCAAUAGCAUAUCUCCCGUUAGUUCCUAAUCUGCCGAACCGAGACUCUGUGGAAGUCUGUCCUGAUAUGAUAUGUAUCGCACAAUUAUUAUGCAAACGAAUUAAUAAAACGGGUGGUAGUGCACUAUUGAUUGAUUAUGGUCAUGAAGGUGAAAAAGGUGAUACAUUUCGUGGUUUUCAUAAACACUCAGUUUGUGAUCCUCUCAUCAAUCCUGGUCACACUGAUCUAACAUGUGAUGUUGAUUUUAGUAUUUUAUGUCAUGCAGUCAAAAACUCCGAUGCUAAAGGUUUGUUUAUUAUUUAAUUUUUUAUUUUAUUCCAUGUUAUUCCGGUUUAUUUCUUUUUAUAAAAAUUAAAUUAAUGCUUUCCCGUUCAGCUUAUUUGUUUCAGUGGUUAAUUCUUAAUUAAUUAUUAUGAUUAUAUUAUAGUAACAAAAACUGUUUGCAUAGAUUUCUUUGACAUUUCCCCUCUUACUAAUAUUAUUGAUUAUCAAGUUGAUAUCAUUGAUCAGGAAAUGAAUAGGGGAGUUGCUAAGGUGACAGCUCAGGUUAUCUAGUUUUUUCUUGUUACUAUAUGCCGGUUUUUCCUUUAAAUAUUACCUGGGUGACAUUUUGUAACGUUUACAUUUUGGUAGUUUCGUGUCUGACCUGAAGGUACCUUGUAUGUUGGGAGAGUGUAUGAGAGAAUCCGACAGGAAAAAGGUGUGGCGAUAACUCAAUGAACACAUAGAAUGCACUUACAUUUAAUAACGAAAGCAAUCGACAACAUUUGGAAGUAACACUAACCUUAGAUUAAAAAGAUCUGAUAAUUGAAACUAGAAGUUGAUAGCGUAAAGUCUCGAACGCGUUGCAAUUUCUCUAAUUUUAGUAUCCAUAAUGACGUUUGCUGUUGUUCGAUUGGUUGUUAUUACUCUUAGUUCGCUUUUUUACGUGUUCCAAGUUCAUUUCAUAUUACCAUAUCAACAGAGUUGUCGCUUUUCAAUAUCUGACUUCUGUUGGGAAUAUAAAGCUAGCUUGAAAGUUCUGUCUUCUCUAUCUUACACUAGCUUAUAGAUUAUUGACGUUAAAGUGUUGCUGUAUCUCAAACAUCCAGCAUAGUAUAUUUAAGUUUAAAUUCUUUCUCUUACUUCCGGGUGUGGGCCCCUAAGAAAACCACUUGCUUCAGUUUGGGCACCUGGGCAGUAUCACAGCCCUCAAGCAAAUCGAAUGAGAUUUGUAUGGCGCAUAUGUAUCUGGUGCUUCCUUGUACCAAUAUUUAUGUGUUUAAAUAAAUAAAAUAAAAUAAAAACUUAUUAGAAGAUUCUCAGUUGUUCAUAAACAUGGUUUACCGUAGACCAAUCGGAAACUACAAUGUUUCGUUAUUAUCAUUAUUUGAUGGUAGCCUAGCGUUUUAAGUACUUCAUUAUCAACCAUUUAGUUUUGGGUUCAAACGCAAUAAUGUCCAUUCAGUUUGGUCAAGUGAUUAAUAUCACAGCCUUCACACAAUAAAAAAAUACAGCUUGAAUCGCGUGCAUAAGGCUAUACUUAAUAAAUGAUUUACAACAUGAUCCUCAAAUGUGUACGAUGACAUAUCUAGUUGUCUUAAACUACAACAUGGCUAAUUAAUUGCACUUGAAAGCGUAUAACUACCGAACCUUUACUCAAGAAAAAUAAUAACGGGUCUCAUUAACCAAUAAGACCUUUUAGUUCAAUCAUCGAAAUUCUCGAAUUUUAAACCUGUUUUGAAUUAAACUACUGUAUUGUACCAUAAAUUUAUAACCUUAGUACAUAAUUCUGUACAGGUAUAUUAGAUUCUUUUCAGUACUUUCAUCCAGUAAGUCACACACAACGUAGAAUCUGGCACAUAUGUGCAUUGAUUAAAUUUGCCACACCACCUCACCACAGCGGAAUGCCUGAGCAACAGAAGCGGUAAUUAUAUCGGUCGUUGCAGAAGAGGUUACACUUAGACGAAAUGAUUCUGUAAGGAAGAAUAAAUUCUCAGGAUAAAAAAGUACGACAUAAUUUCAAAAAUCAGCACCUUAGAGAAGACAAAGACUGAGACCAUUCACGCCGUUGCGUACGAUUAUAAGUCAUUUCACCCUAUGUUUUCAACCACUAACUACAAUAAUCGUGCGAACCCCAACCAAGUACGUUUCACUUGUAUACAUGAUUUAGUCCAACGGUCAACGAUGUCAUGGACUAACACCACAUCAAGUAACUUAACUCCCUUUUUCAUUUUUCUCUACUUCACAUCUCUGUUAAUAUUUUAACAAGUGAAAUUUUCUUUUUCCUAAUACUUUAGUAAGACUUCAUGGCCCUGUAACUCAAGCUUAUUUUCUUAUCAAUAUGGGUUUAUUCACCCGAUUAAAGGUUUUAUUGUCUAAAUGUGAAUCAGAACAACAAAAAGAUGAAUUGUUUUCAGCGUGUGAAAUCCUCGUCACCAAUGAACAAAUGGGUAGUCGAUUCAAAUUCGUUGCAAUAACCCCUGAGUUAAAAUCAGAUUCCGCUGGUUGUGAGCAACAACUACCUGGUUUUACUCCAUUAUCUGGUACACCAUAUGCACAGCCGGAUUCUGUAUAAAUAAUGUGUUUUUUUUGUAUAAAUUCCCUUGUUUAUUUAUCAGCUAAAUUACUGAACUCAAUCUCCUAACUUUGUACAUAUAAACCUCAAAUAUAUAUUUAUUAUUGUAUAUAUGCAUGAUCA